This is a messenger RNA of Diplodia corticola, 2100 nucleotides long. RefSeq lists its product as uncharacterized. NCBI's taxonomy places the organism in Eukaryota, Fungi, Ascomycota, Dothideomycetes, Botryosphaeriales, Botryosphaeriaceae. The record is from RefSeq and is a predicted model, not a curated record. Bases 1 to 2100 code for a protein of 699 amino acids. The transcript has a single exon.
AUGUCGCAGAAUCCAAUUCAAAACCCCACCUGGCCCAAGGGCUACCCCUUCGUCGCUGUUCAGGACCACCAAUCCUCCCAACACGACACGGUCAACGUCAUCAAUGGCGACUUAGGUCGAGUGAUAGCCCAUGACCCCAAAUCCGAGCGUUGUAUGGUCAUCAUUGAGUCUCGAGGCAGUCCAGGUAGCAGACCCUGUGGCUGGGUUAGCAUGCGCUACAUCGAGAUCGGUCAGGUCCCUUGCGUUUCCCGCGUUGAAGAUUUGUCUAUCGAGACAAACCUACCUCGCCCAAAUUCCAGUACUCAAACUGUCAAGUGUACGACCGGUAGCUUCAGCGACCCGUUCAGGAAAGCAGCCACGGCAAUGUUUUCUGCUUACAUCCUGAACGGAAAUGCCGAUCUCAAAGGCGUGGUCCCCCACUGGCUAUUAGAACUGAACUCGCAAGACAAGCUUGACAGCUUCCUCGCCCCAGUCUUUGCCGGUGUUGGGAAUGCCGGGCUUGCCGGUGUGCUCGCGAAUCCCGACGUUACCGUUGCCGACAUCACUUCCAAGGCCACUCUAGUAGACCCUUCCAAUCACCGCGGAGGCAUCUACAUGAUCAGGCUCGCCGACUUCAAGGACAAGCGCUCCCCUGAGCUCUACAUCGGUCAAACGUAUGACUUCAGCUCGCGCGCACGUGAGCAUCGCGCUUCGUCCAAAGAGCGCAACCAGGCGAUCUACCGAUCCUGGAGGGAGUGCACUGACCAGAAGAUGUACAUCGUCUGCCUCAUCGAUGGUCAGGGCAAGAUCCAAAAGAGGCAGCGCACGGUGGCGGAACAGAUGUUCAUAUGUCUGCUGGAAACCUACCACCCGGACGUGUUGGAUCCCGCGAGAUUCCUCACAGCUGCCGACAUGAACGAGGCUGGGCUCAUGGGUACGGACAGCACUGCCGAAGCCGGAAAGUCGGUAUACCACCACCAAAGGCAUGCCGCCGUCCUGCAGUACUUCGAGAGAUGCACUCGUGAGAAGAGCGGAUGGAAGGGCGGAGUUAGCCGCCAGCAGAAGUUUGGAGCGGCUAGGGGUCUCAACUGGAGCAGCCCACUUGUGGAGCUUUUCACUACUUCUGACAAAGUGCUCUGGUUGAAGACAAGCUACCCUGACAUGGACGUCUACCGGAGAUCACCGACGAAAAUCUACAAGCACAGGACCGGCUACCUCAUCGUCUGCAAAGUUACGAAGCAUCACUGGGCAUCGGGUGGGAAGAUGGACCAUUCUGAUGUCAUAGAAAUCGUCUUUCCCAAGGACACAGAAGAGCUUUCGGAUGGAAUGGAGGUCAACACAGUCAUCGAGAUUGCACCAGGCGGACAACACCACCCCGUUCCGUACGCGAGACUGGCUGGAGUUGGGCCAUGGACUAACUGGGAUCAAGCGAACCGUGUCGGGAUCAAGGUAGAAUGGCAGGACGAGGACGGUCAGUGGAAGCAUCGAUACUGCCAGUCCACUUAUGGUGGCACGAGGGAUACGAGCGGCAUGUGGAAGGACCCCGGCCAUGUGAAGGCUUACGGUAAGACUGUGGCCCUGAUCCACUACUUCAGUCAUGAAGUGCAGCAGCCAAUGGUGAAGUGGCCCGAAUCGUAUGGCACUGCAGAGGUGAAGGAAAUGAAGUACGACCACUUGAGGCAGAAGAUUCGGUUUGUCGACGUCGCUCUCACUACCAGAUCGAUUGCACCUCCGCAAAAGCUGAGCCAUCAGGCAAUCGAAGACAAGCUUCGGGCUGCUUCCGACUACCCCGAACUUGGUCAGAGGGGACAGACCAAGAUUGGAGGCGAAUUCCAGAAGUUUCCAACUGGUGCGACGCCAAGAUACAGGCCAACAUGUGACGGUUGUCACCUUGGCAAUGUCGACCCCAGAAGAGGUUGCAAAGCGGAGGCGAAUACCGGCAAUGCUUGCAAGCCUUGCUAUCGACUUGGCCUGCCUUGCACGUGGACUGCGACUGCCGCACUGAAUCAAAAGCCUAGGCUGAUCCAAGCUCUCAAAGCACCGGACAAGCACACACGGUCUCUUGAGGCACUGGAAGUCGAUGAUCCACACCUUGUGAUGGUAAACGAGGACGAAGAUUGA